Oncorhynchus gorbuscha (pink salmon) is the source of this 2951-nucleotide messenger RNA. RefSeq names its product suppressor APC domain-containing protein 1-like. Lineage: Eukaryota; Metazoa; Chordata; Actinopteri; Salmoniformes; Salmonidae. The record is from RefSeq and is a predicted model, not a curated record. The coding region runs from base 2222 to 2752 and encodes 176 amino acids. The transcript is spliced from 4 exons.
UAGUCAUUUACAACACUACACUGUGUUUCUGAUCGAUUUUUAUUCAUUUUAAUGGACAAAAAAAAGGGCAUUUCUAAGUGACCCCAAACUUUUGAACGGUAGACAUUGCUCGUUCUGUAAUUUCAUAAUUUCUUUCUUUUUAGAUUUUUAGACUAUGUGUGUAUUGUCUUGUAUUGCUAGGUAAUACUACACUGUUGGCGCUAGAAACCCAAGGUUUUCGCUGCACCUGCGAUAACAUCUGCAAAUCUGUGUACGCUAAACUUUGAUUUGAUUUCUAUGUUGCAGACCAGAGUUAUGUUGUUUAUCUUGCUGGAAUCCUACAGGACAUAACGUGGCACAAAGUCAAGGGUUCUCUUUCGCCUGACAUUUCAAAGAUUUUAGAGUAUGGCCCAAUGACGUGUCAGCAUAUUCCUUGUUGUUUUGAUCUAGACUGACUCUGGUUGCUUAUGUUGGAGAUUAAAGACCCUGUCCUCGAGAUCUCCAGAACAAGUCCUCCUGAGACAAUUUGUUUUGUCCUGGGAAAUCUUCGAUUGGCAUUGAACCAACUGAACCAGCCUGCACUGAAUUGUACUCUUUUACUGCCCCCAAGUGGUUGUAAAAGGGUACAACUUUGUUUGGAAAGUUAGAAAACGUCAUAUGUGAACUAGCUGCUACCAGCAGUGAACAGGCACUACCGUUACAACAAGUAGCUUUAUCUCUAUCCGCUGGACUCAAUGCUUCACUGCAUUUCCAGCAAAUGGAAGGGAGGGGCCCAUUGACUCUAUGUAUGGUAUAGGGAGGAACCCAGGACAUUCUUGUUUUGUACCAAACCCUCUUGAAAAUUUGGAACAUAUAGUUCUAUUUGCUGUAGCAUUCCUCGUCUGAAUUAGCCUGUUUACACAUUCCCUUGCUGUUGUCAUGGAGCUGUCAAUCUCUCAACUUAUCAUUUAGAUGACACUUAAGAGGAGAUUUAGAUUGAUGUGCUUUCACAGUAGGCUACAUUCUCUUGACCCUUGUAAAAACAAAAUGGGGCCCAACCGCUCUCUGUGCCAUGGUCACAUUUGGACCAAGGUUACAUCUUUCCAGGGGGCAUCUGCAGCAAAACCCCAUGGUAAUCAUAGGUUUUCUUCUCUACGGGAGUGAUAGCGUGAUGCGUGCCGUGUCAAUGUGCUCUGUUCAGACUGUAUAUGAACAGUGUAUUCUACAUAUUUAAACCAGGCUUACCGGGCUGUCAGAAACAAAUUGACACAUUAAAAACAACCUUUUGUUUUUAAUGUAAUGCAUACUAGUGUCAACUCUUAGAAACAAAACGCUAUCUGUAACUUAAAAGGUUUCUUUGGCGGUCCACAUAGGAUAAUCCUUUGAGGAACAUUCAUUGGUUCCAGGUAGAACCCUUUUGGUUCCAAGUAGAACCGUUUUGGGUUCCAUGUAGAACCCUUUCCACAUGAAACCCAAAUUCUACCUGGAACCAAAAAAGGUUCUCCUAUAGGGACAGCCAAAGAGCCCUUUUUUUAUCUAAGAGUGCAGAAUCAUGUAAGCCUAAAGCUUUUCGUCAGUCUCAUUUGACAGCAGUCAAUGACCUAAGCGUACUGUACGUACCUUAUGGUACUUUGCAUUGUGUGAUCUCUAUGCUCAAGUGAAGUCACAUUCCAUGACAUGUUAGAACAGAACAAACGCGAAACUGUUUGCCUGAAACCAGGGAUAACUCCUCACGGCAUGGCCACACCCAUUCAGCCUGUACUCCUCUGUUUCGAUAGGGGAUGUUUUUGAUGUAGUUGUGUGGAGCAGGGGAAGAGGCUGCUAUCUCCAUGACUGUGUCACCCCCCCCAGUCAAAAAUACCCCAGGCUCACUUUUCCAAUUCCUGUUCUCUGUCGCUGCCAUCGUCUUUUUUCCAUUGCCUCGUUCAGUCCCCUCUGGUGGAUCUGUCAAUAAGCCAGUCAUGACAAUGACACGUGGAAUUUUUCAUUACCUUGCCCCAGGGCACUAUAUAGUUCACUACCCAUGCCUCUUUUCCACUCUUGUUCACCCCCCCUCUCUCUCUCUCUCUCUCGGAUUCUCUCUAUUUGUUCCUGUCCUGUUCAGACGAAGCCUGCUGUGUUCCCUAGCUGUCUGUACUGCUGUUUAGCGAGAAGUAGAGCUGUGUAGCAUUGAGCAGGACAACGUGGUUGUCUAGGGCUGUGUGUAGGGCUGUAUCAGCAGGGCACAAGGGCUGUGUUGGGCUGGCAGAGGUAGGGCUCUCCCAUGGCCUACCCUCAGUGCCCAGCCCCUGGGUCCUACACCAUGGUCAUCAUCCCUCUCCGGAGCAGCCUCUACAGUCUUGACGCCCUACGCUUCUACCUAUGGAUUAAGAGGCUAAAGAACUUGGAGAGGGAGCAGGACUCUCUGUGGACCGGGCUGCAGGUUCUGGAGCAAGCCCGACUAUGGUACCGUCAUAGACUGGAGAGCAACAGAUCCAGGCAGGCUAACGUGCGCACCGGGGCUGGAGCUAGGGCAGAGGUGUGGGGAGGAGCGGGGGUGUCAUCGUGCCUCCUGCGGUCUCAGAUCCAGAGGGUGAAUGGAUCUCUGGGUAGUCUGAUGAUUGAGCCCAACGUAACCAGGUGUCCCUCCUCUCCGAAGAGGGACGGGGUCGAGGUAUCAGACAAUGAGCUACGGUGGCAGAACACGGUACUGGUACAGGAGGUGAGCGAGAAGAAUGUUCAAAUCUCCCUGUUGGAGCUGGAGAGAGAUCGCCUUUUGCAAGAGCUGAGUGUGCAUCUUGGUGUGGAAGUGUAGUGGGCAUCCUGACUGAGUUAUUUGAGUUUGUACAUUGCCAUCAAGCCCAUUUCACUUUUAUCCCACAUGAGCGCACACACGCGACUGAACACCACUUCAUAACUCUUCAACUAAAGUUAUUCCAAUCUAUGUCCGGAUUUCAUUGUCUCUCAUCACUGUAAAUAUGCUUGUAAAAUAAUAAUUCAAUAUACUGUAUGUA